GGCCCGGAGGGCGGCGCCGGCGGGGCCCGGGAGCAGGCCCGGAGCAGGCGCCGGCGCUGCUGGGCGGCAGCGCCGCGCAGGCCUCGGCCCUGGAGCAGCUGCUGCGGAGGCAGGUGCAGGCCGCUGAGGAAGUGCUGGCCUGCAGCAAGGCCAUCUCCAACGCGGUCCACGCGCAGACCGGCAGUGUCGCUUGCCCCGUGGGCGCAGCGCCUGCCGGCCCGAGCGCCAGAGGCCUUGGUGGGGCGGUCGUCCCGGCCCUGGCGGAGCCCCUGCUGGGCGCCAGGGGCGGCAAGGUGGCGCGGCCACGGCUGCCCAUCGCCGCGGUGGGCGGAUCGCCGGCGGCGUCGGCGUCGGUGGAGCAGUUGAACGAUGUGCGGGACAAGGUCGAGGACAUCCUGUCGACCAGGAGGCUGAAAGUCUCGGCGGCCACACUCGGCGAGUACGCCGACUCGGGCUGCUGCGUGGCCGCGGCGAGGAGCCCGCUCUUCCACUCUGGAACCCUCGUGAUGAUUUCGCUGAACACGCUCUGGAUCGCCAUAGACACCGACUGUAACACCGCGGAGUUCCUCGACGAGGCGCCCGUGCUCUUCCAGGUCGUCGACAACCUGUUCUGCCUCUUCUUCACAUUCGAGCUACUGGUGCGGGUUCUGGCGAUGCGGAGGCCCCGCGACGCGCUGAGGGACCCCUGGAUCCUGUUCGACAUGUUCCUGGUGAUGAUGAUGGUGCUGGAGACCUGGAUACUCACCUUCUUUCACGCGGCGUGGGGCCUCGCGGCGGGCAGCGGCGCGCUCCGUGGGGGCCCCGUGCUGCGCAUCUUCCGCGUGAUGCGGCUGACGCGCCUCGCGCGCAUGGCGAGGCUCAUGCGGUCGGUGCCAGAGCUGCUCGUGCUGGUCAAGGGUCUCACCGUGGCCAUACGCUCCGUCACCUGCACCCUGGGGCUCCUGCUGCUGGUGAUAUACUGCUUCGCCGUGCUGUUCGUGCAGCUGCUGGGGCGGAAAGGGUCCGUGCCCAAGAACGGUGCCCAGCUGUCAGGCGGAGAGGAAUUGCUGGACGGCGCCUUCAGCAGCGUGCCGUGGGCAAUGCACACGCUGCUCAUGCAGGUGCUGUGCGGCUUCGACGCCGUCUUCAUCACAAAGCUCCUGCGCGUGGGGUGGAUGUACUACUUGUUGUUCCUGUUCUACGCUCUUCUAGGUUAUCUGACCAUCCUGAACCUUCUUAUCGGGAUCCUCUGCGAGGUAGUCGCUAAUGUGGCGUCUGUCGAAAAGCAGGCCGUUCAGUGGGAACUCCUCGAGCAGCGUGUGCAAGUCCUGAUGAGACAGCUGGACCUUGAUAACAGCGGGCUCCUGUCGGAGAGCGAGUUCAUGGAGCUCAUGGACAAGCCAGAGGUCCUCGAGGAGUUGGAGAGCCUGGGCGUAGACGUGGCAGCAUUCAUGGAUUUCAUACACUUCGUCUUUAAGGAUACGAAUGAGCUCCCAGAGCGCGAUUUCCUGAAGAUGCUGAAACCUUUCCAAGGCGAAAACGUGGCAAGGGUGAAGGAUCUUGUGGAUGUGAACAAGUUCAUCACCGUAUCGUUGCGUAACUUCGAGCAGCGCCUCUUCUCUACUCUCGAGGAGCACCUAGUAUCGCGCUUGGCGAGGAAGGAGUGGUCUCGGGAAGGGCGGCCCGAGACAUACUGACUGCGCCCAGCCGAGCAAGAAGUAGUUGACCCAGUCUCCCUCGUUACCGGAGGAGGCCGGGCUGUCUAACCUCAGCGCCACCGCGACGGGGAUCUCCGCCGAGCGCAGGAAGGUGCACGCGCUACUACGACUGCCGAUGACGUCCGCUCCAAUAAAGAUAAACGUGGACGUGAACUACCCAGUGAUUGCUGUCCAUCCGCGCCCUCCCCAAUUGGGCAACAGAGGUGCUUGAUCUUGAUCGGGCGUUGAAGGGGGCAUGGGCCCAGGGAGGCCCGCAUCAUUCUCCUCACCUGCAGGGCGCACGUCCAGCAUUCUGGGGUCAUGUGUCGCGUGCCCUCCGUAGUGCGUUGCUCCUGUGGUGCGCACCAUAUAAUAUGGCCGGCAGAUCCAUCAGGGAUGUGCACUCUGCCUUCAUCCCCUGAGAUCCGACGCUCCAAAAAAAUGUUUGGGGCAGUUUUCGGCCUCCGGGGGCCUUCGCCGGGCCUCGGGAGCGUGAAAAAACGACUCAGGAUCCGGUCCCAGGGAAGUGGUCUGUACCUCCGGGGCCCACGCACCAACAAAAUUGGAGCAGCCGGAAGUCUGGGUCCUCGUUCCGCGUGCGUCUCGCAGUUUACAUGGCAUCGCGAUUUGGUUCGCGGUGUCGGUUGCUGUGUGAGGUGUGCGAGGCUUGUCGGAGGGCGCGCAUCGCCGAGAAAAGAGCUUCGCACACCCUUCGUCCAGAUGCCGCCUGCCUCGGCGGGAGAUCCUGUCCCCCUCGCAGAGGUCUGUUUCAAAGUCGACGUUUGCUUCCAAGAACGGACGCCUCGCCGUCGACGUCGC
Molecule: messenger RNA, 2495 nt
Organism: Prorocentrum cordatum
Lineage: Eukaryota; Dinophyceae; Prorocentrales; Prorocentraceae
Source: the annotation of a GenBank genome assembly